AUGGGCACUGAGCGAUGCGCCAACCAGCCGUGGGGCUCUUUGGCGAGCAACGUUCUCUGUGGCGUGGACAAUCUGGCGGGUCGCGGCAAGGACCCCAAUGUGAACUGGGUGAUCAGUUCUUGUCAAAAUGUCCACGGUGAAACUACAAGCUAUUCUCCCGACAUCACUAUCGCCAUUCCCGGUAUCGUCGUCGACAGCACAAACCACAGAGACACGUCACCGAUUCUUGCAGCGCGACAACUCCUCCUUCUCUACCUUGGGCUCGCCGACACCCCUAGUCUCGCCGCCGCCCGUUUCGCCUCUGGGACCAGAGGACGUGCCGCUGACUCCGCCCCCGCCGCUCAGGGAGAGGAAGAUGCUGGAUACGCGCAGCUCUACCAGCAGCAGCAGGAGGCCAUCGGGGGUUUCCCGACCUCCUAUUCUGACACCGACUCUAAGCAAGCUGGUUCCCCGAUCAGAGACAUUUCCGCGGGGACUAUGUCCGCCGUCCGCGACGCACGGCAUGGUGAACAGUUACGACACAACCCGGCGGAGGGAGUGGUGCUCGACAAGAACGCCCAGGACCUGUGUGAGCUGACGGACGAGUACGCGCGGGAGUCGAGAGACACCAGCUGGGGAAGCUGGAGGGGCGGCGGAGGGCCUGGGCGCGUGGCGAGCGAGCAGCACGUGGGUGGCAGCGUCAUGCGAGAAGCGGAUCUGGAGAGGCUGGGUGGUCGAUAUUAG
Messenger RNA from Emericellopsis cladophorae, 723 nucleotides. RefSeq lists its product as uncharacterized. Bases 1 to 723 code for a protein of 240 amino acids. The record is from RefSeq and is a predicted model, not a curated record. Lineage: Eukaryota; Fungi; Ascomycota; Sordariomycetes; Hypocreales; Bionectriaceae. The transcript has 6 exons.